AAGCGUCUGAAUGUGUGAGAUGACAGAGACUUUGUCGCUCUCCAAACCUGGUGCACUUUUCUACCCCGCACACUAGUCACGUUCACGUUUGAGUAUUGCGGUGUUUUGUAUCCCGUGCAGCGUCUUUCUGUAAUAGAAUUCACAAGAGAAAAAUGGAAGAGGUGAACAGUCCUUCACACUCAAUGGGAAGUGGGCAACCACAUCAGCAUCCAGUUAAUCACUCAAGACCGUUUUUCUAUGUUCAACCACCUUCCCAACCGUACUACAUGUACCAAUGGCACAUGAACAACCCAUACAGCCACUAUGGCUUCCCCGGAUCAGGCCUCCAUUUUGGACGUCCGUAUAUGCCCCCUUACCCAUAUAUGCAAUGUCCGGGCUAUGUCGUCCCACAUGCCCCGAUGCAGCCGGUCGACUACAGAAGAAUUUUUAACCCGCACUUCCCUUCCGCCGCCAGCUACGACGUCAGAUUCCGGCACCACCAGGCGCACGUGCGGCGGGAGACCGCCUGCUCGGAGGCUCAAACCGACCCCAGCGACGCCGUGAACAAGAUCAUCGAGAGCCUGGAGAGACUCCGAUCCCGCGGCCCGGUCGCCGAGAAGGAGCUGGACUCGGGAAUCGUCUCCCAGAGCUCGGGAACGUUCACGACGGACGGGGACUCGAAGAUGCAGCGGGAGCAGGACGAGGAGGCCGACGCUCUGCCCGCGAAGUCGUCUUCGUCUUCGUCGACGUCCUCGUCGCUGUUGUCCGAGUCGGAGGCCACCCGCUCGCCGAAGACCGUCGCGCCAUUCAGCAGCUUGCCUGGAGCCACGUGCAAGUCUGAGUUGAGUCAGCGCCGUUUCGAGGAGCUGGUCCCGGAGGAGGGCUGGUCCGGGGGCCCCGAUGGGGUGCUGCCCCUCGACAGCUCCUCAAUUCACGAGGAGAGUGUGACCCAGAAGGAGGAGGAGGAGGAAGAUGAGGAAGAUGAAGAGGAGGAAGAGGAUGAGGAAGAGGAGUUUGCACUUCACUGUGUGCCUGAGAAGCUGUCAAGCACGCAAACUGAUGGUCAUGGAUGCAGCGGUGAUGUGGGGUCAAAGGUAGUGUGUGGAGUCCAAGUUCAAACCGAAUCCAUGCAGGUGCAACAGCCCGGUCCCACGGCGGACGCCGAAGGACCCUGCAAGAAAACCGCCGCCCUCUCUCGGCCGUCACCCGAGUCGCCCGCGUCUCGGCUCUCCAGCUGGCUGGCCGAAGACGGCGCCAGAGAGCAAAGCGGCUACGAACUUCCGAAGGCGCCCCCGACUCGCUCCGCCGACGCGGCGGGAAUGAGAGCCGACGUUCCGGAGAAGCCGGCCGCGGAACCGGAAGACCCGCCUUACCGGAUCCUGCGGCUUCCCUGCGACAAGGCGACGACAGCCGGGCUGCUGCAGAAGGACGACCCGCUGUGGUACAUGGACUCGCUGUCCACGCUCCUCCCGCCGCACGCUUACCUGUCGUCCUUCGGGAACGCGGCCGCCUACUACUACAGCUACUACCCGGCCGUGGCCCAGGAGAGGCAGAGCGUGCUCAGCCCCUCGCUGGACGAGCUCUCCUCCCGGGACGAGAUGUUCUCCACCGACCUCGAGGACGUGGAGGUGAUGUCGGGCCACGUCUACACCGGCGGGAGGCUGGCCCAAGCCCCCCGCGAGAGUCCGGACCCUAAAGCCGGCGCCGCGCGCACGGAGUGCCGCGUCUGCCCGAAGGUGCCGACGUGCGCCACCUGCGGCACCUGCCUCGCGAGGCAAACGAGGAAAAGCAAGGCCCGCUACGCCCACGGGACGCGCGACCGCCGCGCGAAGGGCGCCGAGGACACCGACGAGGGCGCGGCUGAGGAAGACGAGGACGAGGACGAGGAGGAGGACGAGGACGACCGCAAAGUGCUGAGACACGCCUGCGAGGCCAGGAAGGCCCCGUCGAAACGGCUGCCUCACUCCCAGAGGCCUUCGCAGCCGCCCCCCGUCUGGCAGCCCGUCAAAACGAAAUCCAAGAAGGCCGGCUGCUGCGAGCACGCCGGCGAUCCGGCCUCCCAGGCGGAGGUUCCCGAUUACCUGCGGGUGAUGGAAUGCUGUGAGGAACACAAGACCACAGCGAAAGCCGAAAGGUACAAGGGACAAGAACCGAGAAGUGCUCAGUCCAGACCACACUCAGACCGACAGCGAAGAGAGAGCUCCAUGGCAUCAGAGCUGGAGAGCUGGGAGAGCUGCAGAGUCAAACCAAGACCCUGCAAACCCCAUCCUCCUUCACGGGUAGAAGAGAAGCCCUUGCGCAGGACUCCCUGCCAGACGUUUGUGUGCCCGAGGUCUCACUGCACCGACAACGAGGAGGCAGAAUCUCCACAGUGCCACAGGGGAAGAGGUGAGGCAUCGUCCCAGUGUCGACGGCGGCCUGUACCGUAGUGGUUAAGGGUCCACUAAGAGGUGGCACAAGAUGCAAAAUUAACAGCACUCAACAUUCAUCUGGCGGGGGGGAUUAAAAAAUAAAUGAAUAAAAUGUUAAAGCACUUAAUAUGAACUGCUCACGAAGCACAUUGUAAAGAGGUUGGCAGGGCAUUCCUGUAUCUGUAUAUUUUUGUUUUUCGUAUUCGCUUUGAAUCCGAGCUGCAAGUCCACUGCCUGACGAUGCCAUGCUGGGAUGCUUGUGCAUUCCAGCCCUGCUCUUAAACCCUGUGGCUACCGAUCCCACUGGGGCCCCACCUUGACCGUUUGUAUUUGGUAUUCCUGAAGCUCUGCUGCCCCCUGAGCUCAUCAAGGUGGGGUGUGCACUGGGACUGGGGUCCUGGGAGCGACUGGCUGUUUUUGGGCAGUGGAACUGCAGCCCCUGUUCCACUCUGGUAGGUUUUUGGCAGCUGAUGGGUUGGUGUUUUCUACUGAGGUGCAGCUGGUUUUUUUAUCGUUGCAAUGUUUGAUGCGGCACGGAUUACCACGUCCGUGUGACUGCACUGUAAAUAAAAUCUUUUGCAUUGCACUUAA
Messenger RNA from Conger conger (European conger), 2981 nucleotides. RefSeq names its product bucky ball-like. The coding region runs from base 153 to 2408 and encodes 751 amino acids. The record is from RefSeq and is a predicted model, not a curated record. NCBI's taxonomy places the organism in Eukaryota, Metazoa, Chordata, Actinopteri, Anguilliformes, Congridae. The transcript has 7 exons.